CCUCGUGUGGCUUUUUCACUGACAGUUACAGUUAGUGCAAUUUACGGAUACCUUCCGACGACAAAACACAUUUUUACCGCCGUCAAGUAUCCGUUGCAUUUACAGUUACUGUUAAUCCAACGCAGUCCAUUGUCACCGUUGUCCAACAUGCUUUGGAAACGAGCGUCUACCCGGACGUUUAUCGUCUUACUGCACCUGCUCACGUACCGAGCGGGCGCCUUUGCUUCCUUGUCAUCCCGGCAGGCUUCGUAUCGAAGUCGCGGUCCCUUGGUUCCUUCACAAUCCACACAGCGAGGUCGAGUGCUGACUACCACCACCGAAUCUUCCGGAGACGUCCCUCGCGGUGGAGACUUGCCCCGCCGGAUCCCCGACCUCCCAACGCUUGCGGAUUAUCGCAAGUUCGCGCUGCCCUGUCUCGCCCUGUGGAUCGCAGGGCCCUUGCUGAGCCUCGUCGAUACUUCGUUCAUUGGACUUUCGGGAUCCCCGGACCUCUCGGCGAACAAUUUGGCUGCGCUGGGACCCGCGACAACCUUCUUUGACGGCGCGACCUACUUAUUCGCCUUUUUGAACGUCGCCACCACGAACCUGUACGCGUCCGCUCGAUCGCAGUCGGGCCCCAAUAGUCCCGAAGCCGAAUCCGUCGUCCGUACCGCCUCUAGAGUAGCGGUCAACUGUGGAAUUGGAAUCAUGUUCUUCCUACUCGCCUUUGCCCGACCCCUCCUCAAGCUUUACAUGGGCGACAAGGCAGCCAGUACUCCGGGACUGCUCGAUGCCGCGACGGAUUACGUCUUGAUUCGGGCCCUCAGUAUGCCCACUUCUCUAUUAUUGGGCGUCUUACAAGCCGCCUUAUUGGGUGCCAAAGACUCCGUUACUCCGUUAAUCGCCAUUCUGUACGCCACCGUUGUCAACAUAUUUGGUGACUUUAUUCUCGUCAAUCGUCUCCAGAUGAGUCUGAAAGGGGCCGCGAUUGCCACGACACUGGCGCAGUGGGCAUCCACGGCCGCUUUGAUUGCACCCGCGCGUCGCAAUCUCGUCAAGGAUCAUUCCCUGGGAUUGGUGCGCAAACCAAAACCUUUUCCGGGCGGAGUCACGGGACGAACUUUUCUGGCAUUCGCCGCGCCCGUCUUGACUUUGAUUCUAGGAAAGCUCGCGGCCUUUGGCUUCAUGACGAAUGCGGCGGCGGGCGUUCCGGGACAGCCCACACCGUUGGCCGCCCAUCAAAUCAUUCUCAGUUUACUCUUUUUCUGCAGUCCGUUCCUCGAAGUCAUUAGCCAGACAGCACAAACCUUCUUGCCCUCCUACUUGGCUCCUAUUUUUGAACACAUGGACAAACUCCGCAAGCGCAAUCCCGACUACAAGCCCGAGGAAGAUCCGGCCGUAGAGCCGUGGUUGAACACGUCCAAACUGGUGGCUACACGUUUGUUGGGCAUUGGUAUGGUGACGGCGGCUGUCGUGGCAAGCAUCGUUUCCCUCAUUCCGGCUUUUUUUGGUAACUUGAUCACGUCCGACUUGACGGUACAACAGGCCGUCAAGCCUUUGGCGAAGUACUUGUGGAUGGGUGCCUUCUUCUGGGCCCCCGUGGCGGUUUGCGAAGGUGUCUUGUUGGCGCGUCGGGAGUUGUCUUUUCUGGCCAGUAUUUACUUGGUCAGUACCGCUUUGUUGCCGCCCGUCUUGCUGCGCAUCAAAUUUCGUGGGGGAACGGUUGGUCAAGUAUGGGCUUGCUUUGCCAUCUUUCAGCUGUUCCGAGCGGCCUGUUUUAUUGGUCGUAUUUGGGGACCUGGUCUGGUACACCGCGUUCUGGGACGCCGGCAACCGCUUCCGGCGACCGACAGGGGCUCCUAA
Phaeodactylum tricornutum CCAP 1055/1 is the source of this 1842-nucleotide messenger RNA. RefSeq names its product enhanced disease susceptibility 5-like protein. Lineage: Eukaryota; Bacillariophyta; Bacillariophyceae; Surirellales; Neidiaceae. The transcript has a single exon. Gene Ontology annotation, cellular component: membrane. Gene Ontology annotation, biological process: transmembrane transport. Gene Ontology annotation, molecular function: antiporter activity; xenobiotic transmembrane transporter activity. Bases 148 to 1842 code for a protein of 564 amino acids. The record is from RefSeq and is a predicted model, not a curated record.